AUGGGCCGAUUCAGGUGAAGAUAUAUCCAAACUCACGCCGAUCGACAUUGCUAAAAAUCGAACAGCAUCACAUCCGAGACAGCAUUCAGCCAUCCACCCGAGGUGGUCUACGACUUCGCGGCGAACCCCAACAACUGGGGACGUACUUACAAGGGCAGCGGCGGCAUGCACAAGGACGUAAAAGUGCCGGUGGAAUUCGGAGACGUUUGGACGGAGAAGGUCGACCUUCCGCCCAACACAUACUAUUCUACCUGGACCUGCAUUCGCAAAGAGCGGCCGUGGUCGUUUGUGAUCCAACAGCAGAACCACAUUGGUGCUACAGAGCCGGAUGUCGGUGGCUGUGACGGGUUCACGACGAUUAGCUACACUUUUGAGAAGGUCGGAGAGGGAGUGACGCUGUUCACGAGGAAUCUCACGUGUGAGCUGCCGAGAGGAACGGCUAUUCCUGAUGACUUGUUGACGGUGAGCUUGACAGCCAUCACUCGUGGAAGUCCGACCCUGACAUUUGAUGCGAUUAGGUCUGUUGCCGUCCGCAAGGCAUUGAGAAAUAUCACGACUCUAUCAAGGACGAGCUUGAUCAGAAGCACGAGAAGACAAGAAAAUAG
This is a messenger RNA of Lecanosticta acicola, 605 nucleotides long. The record is from the annotation of a GenBank genome assembly. Lineage: Eukaryota; Fungi; Ascomycota; Dothideomycetes; Mycosphaerellales; Mycosphaerellaceae.